This is a messenger RNA of Ichthyophthirius multifiliis, 894 nucleotides long. RefSeq names its product protein kinase domain protein. Gene Ontology annotation, biological process: protein phosphorylation. The record is from RefSeq and is a predicted model, not a curated record. The transcript has 4 exons. NCBI's taxonomy places the organism in Eukaryota, Ciliophora, Oligohymenophorea, Hymenostomatida. Gene Ontology annotation, molecular function: protein kinase activity; ATP binding.
AUGUAAAAUGGAAAAAAUGAACCUGAAAGUGACAAAGAACAAAUAACACAAGGAAUGUCAUCAACAUAAUGUAGCGAAAGCUGUUAAGAAAGAUUAUAAAACAUUAAAGAAAUUUAUAAUGAAUAAUUGAGUCCAACAGCAGUAUAUUUGGCAUACGAUGUAGUAUAUGAGAAGCAAGUUAUUAUUAAGAAGAUAUUUAAAAAUAAACUUGAUAAUUAUUAAUUAGAGUAAGCUAGAUUAGAAAGUUUUAUUUCUUGCAAUCUUAGUCAUUUUAAUCUUUGUAAAGGAUAUGCGUAAUAUGAAAAUAAUGAAGAAAUCGGUAUUUUUAUGGAAUUCGUUAAUGAUGCGGAUUAUUUUGUUGAAAAAAUUGAAAAUAAUCAUUAAGUUAUUAAAAAUGAAUUAAAAUUGAAAAGCUAUAUAAUUGAUAUUUUAAAAGGUCUAUAAAAAAUUCACUAAGAAGGUUAUGCACAUUUAGACAUAAAAUUAUCGAAUUUAUAUUGUGUACAAAAGCAAUAAAAUGAUAUUCGCAGAGUAAAAGUAGCUGACUUUGGUCUUUGUCAUAAAAUAGACAAAGAAACAGGACUAGCUUUUAUAAAAUAUAAUUGUGGAACAUUAGGAUAUAAAUCUCCUGAAGUUAAAGAUAAUUCAUACGUGAGUUAAAAUGCAGAUAUGUGGUCUUUAGGAAUUGUUUUAUAUAUGAUGGUUUGUGCAUAUAAACCUGAUCAAAUAAAAGGAUAUAAAUAUGGAUCUGGUCCUAUACCUUUUAGGGUAUUUGAUUGGAAAAAUAAAUCAGUAUUAUUAAAAUAAUUUGUUGAAAAACUACUAAGAUAUGACUGGAAAGAAAGAAUAACGUGUGAAGAAGCUUUAAAAGAUCCUUGGUUUUAGCAAGAGUGA